This is a messenger RNA of Sceloporus undulatus (fence lizard), 1652 nucleotides long. It is a transcript of the gene UMPS, whose product is annotated as uridine monophosphate synthetase. Gene Ontology annotation, molecular function: orotate phosphoribosyltransferase activity; orotidine-5'-phosphate decarboxylase activity. The coding region runs from base 77 to 1507 and encodes 476 amino acids. NCBI's taxonomy places the organism in Eukaryota, Metazoa, Chordata, Lepidosauria, Squamata, Phrynosomatidae. The transcript has 6 exons. Gene Ontology annotation, biological process: 'de novo' pyrimidine nucleobase biosynthetic process; 'de novo' UMP biosynthetic process. The record is from RefSeq and is a predicted model, not a curated record.
AACGUUUCCGAGACGUCAUUGCACAGCGACGGACUGAGAGCUCUCGCGCGCGGGAAGGAGAGAGGGAGAGAGAGAGAUGGAGCCGUUGGCUUCGGACUUGUUCGCCGCGAAGGCUCUCCGCUUCGGGGAGUUCGUGCUGAAGAGCGGCCUGGUCUCCCCGGUCUACGUCGACCUCCGCGUCAUCGUCUCGGACCCGAAGCUGAUGAACAAGGUGGCAGAUCUCCUUUUUCAGGCUGCAGAGGAUGCCAAGCUCAAGUACGGAUCUGUGUGUGGCGUUCCUUAUACUGCUCUGCCCUUGGCUACAAUCGUUUGCUCAGCCAGGCAGAUCCCGAUGCUCAUACGGCGAAAGGAGGCCAAAGACCAUGGUACAAAGCGCAUUGUGGAAGGCACAAUAAAUCCCGGGGAAACUUGCCUGGUCAUUGAAGAUGUAGUUACUAGUGGCUCAAGUGUCUUGGAGACAGCAGAGGUCCUUCGGAAAGAAGGGUUGAAGGUUACCGAUGCCAUAGUGCUCCUGGAUAGAGAGCAAGGAGGGAAAGCCAUACUGGAAAAGCAUGGGAUUCGACUGCACUCAGUAUGUACCUUGUCUCAAAUCCUCAAGAUCCUUGAGCAGCAGAAGAAAGUUUCCCCUGAGAUGUUGGCAAGGGUUGAAAAAUUCAUCCAGGAUAAUAUUAUUAAGCCUUCUGAGCAGAAUGCCACGGCUCCUACCAAAAGGAUAUGCAAAGAAAUGAGUUUUGCUGCUCGGGCAGAGCUACCAGGCAUUCAUCCCCUCGCUGCCCAACUUCUCAGACUCAUGGAGAAAAAGCAGUCUAACUUAUGCCUUUCUGCUGAUGUGACCACAGCCAAAGAAUUAAUCCAUCUGGCUAAUACUCUGGGCCCUUCCAUCUGUAUCUUGAAAACACAUAUCGACAUUCUGGAUGAUUUUUCCCAAGAAGUAGUAAAAGAGUUGAGAAAACUUGCAGACCAGCAUGAGUUCCUGAUAUUUGAAGACCGCAAGUUUGCAGACAUUGGAAAUACUGUGAAGCAUCAGUAUGAAGGUGGCGUUUUCAGAAUAGCAUCUUGGUCAGAUAUAGUCAAUGCUCAUGCUGUUCCUGGCCCUGGAGUUGUUAGGGGCCUGAAAGAAAUAGGGAAUCCUUUACAACGAGGCUGUCUCUUGAUUGGAGAGAUGAGCUCAGAUGGGACACUGGCCACUGGUGACUAUACUGAAGCUGUAGUUAAAAUGGCUGAAGAACAUACAGAUUUUGUUGUGGGAUUUAUUUCUGGCUCCCGAAUAGCUGAAAAACCAGAAUUUCUUUACUUGACUCCAGGUGUUAAGAUGCAGGCAGGAGGUGACAACCUUGGGCAGAAGUACCUGAGUCCUCAAGAAGUUAUCAGUAAAAGGCAUUCAGAUAUCAUCAUUGUAGGACGUGGCAUCUUGUCAGCACCCAAUCCUUUAGAUGAAGCAGAGGCAUAUAGGAAGCUAGCAUGGGAAAGCUACAUGCAGAGGAUUGCUGUUGGCGUGGAAAUGUAAGCCAAGUAUUGCAUUCCAUUAAACAAGGCAAUCCUAGCAAAAUAACUUGUUUUCCCCAAUGAACGUUUCUUGAAAUGCACCAAUAUGCGAACUGUAAGUAUGACACUUGUUGAUAAUGAAUUAAAACAAGUAGUUUUCCUGUUCA